Molecule: messenger RNA, 2060 nt
Organism: Mytilus californianus (California mussel)
Lineage: Eukaryota; Metazoa; Mollusca; Bivalvia; Mytilida; Mytilidae
Exons: 5
Coding region: 346-1110 (254 amino acids)
Source: RefSeq, a predicted model, not a curated record
CUUGAAGUAUCGGUGGACGUUUUUAUUUAAAAUUGUGAAUUUUGUCGUAACCGGAAAUAAUAUAAAGCUUGAAAUAACAAUGCAACUAAUGCAUUUAAUUCCGGGAUAAAGAGGAAAUCGUCAAUUGAAUGUGUCAUUAGGAGAUGGAACAAACACUAUGUGUGUUAAUCAAUUCAGUUGAUUGGUGUAUGGAAAACUUAGUAGAUUGAAUUGGUGGACAUGAUUUGAUUAGUUAUGAUUGGGAAAACUACAAAAUUCCUGGUGCGAAUAGAAUUAAGGAAAAAUUGACCCUAUCUCUAAUAUAUGACCAGAUUUAUUGUUCCUGUAUGAAAGAACGGAUUCUCAAUGAUACCAGACAGAGCAGGUGAACAUUUUGAGAAAACAGUUAUCCAUGCAACCAUUGGUGAUACAAUAACCUUAGAGUGUCCAAUUAUAUCACAGAACCUGUCUGUUCAAUGGGUAUUUCUUGACACCCAGCUAGUGUUGUUUGAUGGCUUUCAAAUUAAUCAUAAAAGGAACAACGAGACAAGCAGUCCGAAAUUUGAAAUCACUGGAAAUCCUGAUCUUGGGGAGUAUGAUUUGAAAAUUAAUGCCGUUGACAUUCAAGACAAAGGCGAUUAUAAAUGUGAGACUGAAAUACAUGGAAAAAUUUUCAACUUAGUUAUAAGAGAAUAUUCACAGAUAAAUGGUUCAAACGAAUAUAUGACAGAAAGUAAUUAUCAAAAGUCAGAAAGAUUUUCAAUCUACAAGUGGAUUAUGAUCUUCAUGUUUGCAAUUGUAUGCAUUUUCAUAUUACCAUUAGUGGUUGCAGGUGUAACAAAAGUGAUACGAUCCAACCAUGGACUAAACGGAACAGAUACAGAUAUAGAAAGAGCACCAGAAUUUUUAUAUGAAACAAUAAAUGACACAGGGGUUAUUCGUGCACCAUCAUCAGGCUCACCAAGGUCUAACAUUACUAUAUUGAGACCAAAUGAACAUACUCUCGGGUCUGAAAGGUCUGUUACAUUAUGCCGCGAUUCAAAUAAUGUGCAAAGUCGAUCUUAUGCAACUCAGUUAUCUGUCCAUAUACCAGACAUAUUUUUUGACAACAAAGCUGAUUCUGAAACGUGAAGUACACAAAGCUUAGGUACAAGUCUAUGUCUGGUCUAUGAAACUCCGUACAUUGAUCAUUAUCAUCCUUGAGUAAGGAGUUAGGAAUUUCAAUCACGCAUAUAUUAUGAUGAUUGUUCACUUGACAUCAUAAACCUCUAUUAAUUCUUUUUGAGUUGACUUUGAGGACAGUCUUUUGAUAUAAUUGUAUUCGAUAAUGAUCGUUUCAUUUAAUGCUUUGAUGAAAAAUUAAACAAGAAUGUAUAUAGAGACAUUAUGCGAUGGAAUUGCAUUUAAUUUAAUUAUUCCACUAUAUUCCUGUUAUAAUUUACGUGUAGUUAACAAGAGAUGAGGUAUUAAAAGAUCCAGUAUUUCGUCCCUGAUAUUGCAAAAAUAAUAGAAUGCAUCAAUGCUUUCAAAAUGAUCUAAACUUUAUUGAUAAAUGACCAAAAGAUUCUUGUCAGCUUAACGUUCAGUGGCAAAUAUUUCACACAUAUUGAUGGCGAUAUUAAUAAAUGAAAAGAAUGAUUGAAUUUGGCACUUUAAUGUAGAAAUUCUUAUUGUGCUGUUGGUUAAAGGCAUGCCGAAAUUGACAUAUUUGUACCUAAAAUAGCCAUUUAACACAAAGUUCUUGGUAAAAUAAAAUAUGAUAUAACACCAUUUCUGUAUGAGACAUCUCUUGGCAAAAUAUUUUUUUGGGGGCAAGGUUAUAGAUCAUAUCUAAAUAUUAGUGUCAAGACCUCAAAAUGAGACCAUUUAGAUAGUUUUGCAUUAAAUGUAAGAAGUUUUAGGCCCUUUUAGAAAAUAUGUCAGCUACAUAUGAAUACUAAUGUUUGAAAGACUCGUGAAUGUCUAGUGUUAUUUGAUAGAUGCAUCAUCCUAUUGAACCAAAAAAUGACAUAAUAUUUUUCUUCUUUAGUUUUAACUUCAAACUUUUGACUUCUAUUUAAAUAAAAAUAUCAUUAAGUCGA